This is a messenger RNA of Guillardia theta CCMP2712, 837 nucleotides long. RefSeq lists its product as hypothetical. The coding region runs from base 15 to 752 and encodes 245 amino acids. Lineage: Eukaryota; Cryptophyceae; Pyrenomonadales; Geminigeraceae. The record is from RefSeq and is a predicted model, not a curated record. The transcript has 8 exons.
AGUGAAGGCCUCGCAUGCGCGUCCUUCUCCUCCUCCUCCUCGUUGCUCGCGAGGCCUCCGCCUUCGCUCCGACCCCACUCACAUUCACCUCCUCUGCAUCAACUAGGCUCUCUCUCCGUCAGCCAGCCUUGUCCGCGAGCCCCUCCCUGCUCGCAAGGAGUAAAAGAUGCGUGAUCCUCCCAAAGAUGUCGGCUGACAACGACCUCGCCAUGUUCUCCGGAUUGGAGCAGCUCAAGUUUGACGAUGAGGGGACCGAUCGGGAGAACCUUUCUGUGGAAGGCUUGAAGGCGACCAAGGUGACCGACAGUGAGCCGGCAUUUGCGAUUUUCGGGAACGACAUGUCCAGUGGGGUUCAGAAGGUCGGUGUUCGUGUGCUGAAGAGAAAGUUCAGCAUGUUCGUUGGGAUUUUGUCUCAACCUCGUUCACCCUCCAAGCCUUGCUGGGCAGACACUUUGCGCACUCCCGCCGUGAUGUUGGGCAAGGGCGGCAGCGUCUACCGAACAGGAAGGGUGGGAACCAAGCUGAGUGAAUACCUCGGCCCUGAAAUCAAGUCCCAGUUGGGAAAUGCCUAUCCUCCUAAGUUUCAAGAGGGCGACGUCAUCCACAUGGAGCUUGAUAGGGACAAUCAGGUGUUCAAGUGCUGGGUUAACAACGGAAAGCCUUUCGUGGUGAAUGGAGUGGCAAAGAACUCCAAGUUCUUUGUCAACAUGGAGGGUAAGGAAUCAGCUGUUGAACUGGUCAAGCUGGAUUAAGGCAGAUUCCGACCAUAUGCUCGAAAUUGCAUGUUUUAACAGGAUACAUUACAUUAUGGCAAAAAUGAAAUCGACUUUCAAGUAA